AUGGAUCUGGCAGGGGCAGGACUUCUGCUCCUUCUCUGUGUGCUGUUCCCUUUAUGCUUCGUUUCCUUCCAAAUGCACAAGAAGAGAAGCCACCUACCUCCAGGACCCACACCCUGGCUCUUCCUGGGCAACGUCUUUCAGAAAGAUGUUUUUCCUCUGGCCAACUCCUAUAAGAAGCUGAUGAAGAAGUAUGGCCCCGUCUUCACUGUCUGGAAGGGACCAAAGCCUAUGGUUGUGCUAUGUGGAUAUGAGGCGGUGAAAGAGGCUUUGGUGGAUCACUCUGAAGAGUUUGGUGGGCGACCCCUCAUCCCUAUCAAUUACCGAAUAAGCAAGAGCCUUGGAGACUCGGAAAGAAAUGAGAGAAAAUGGAGGGAGCAGCGCCGCUUCCUGCUUUCCACUCUUCGGGACUUUGGGAUGGGAAAGAAAACCAUGUCUGAGAGGGUACAGGAGGAGGCUGGUUGCCUGGUUCAGGAAAUUGCAGCCACAAAAGGACAGGCCUUUGAUCCAACAAGUAGUGUCUUCAGUGCUGUUUCUGAUGUGCUCUGCUGUGUUAUCUUUGGAACUCGGUUUGACUAUAAAGAUCCUGUCUUCCAAGAGCACCUGCGCGUUAUUGAUGACUUCAUGAACUUCCUUCAUGCUUCCUUUGGACUGAUAUACAACACUUUCCCCAAAAUAAUGGACUUUCUACCUGGACCUCAUAAGACGCUUCUGUCAGGUUGUGAAAAGUUGUUUGCCUGCUUCCAUGAGAGGGUGAAGGCCCACAAACAGACUCUGGACCCUGAAAACCCUCGCGAUUAUAUAGACUGCCUCCUGAUCAAGAUGGAAGAGGAGCAAAACUCCGCUGAUGAUUUUUACAUCCCUGAAGAAAUCGUUACCUCUGUUUUUGGCCUCUUCCUUGCUGGGACAGGGACCACAAGCAAGACCUUGCUCUACUCCCUCUUUGUGAUGGCCAAGCUCCCUCACAUUCAAGCAAAAGUCCAAGAAGAGAUUGAUGAGGUGGUAGGUGCCAAUCGUGCCCCUAACAUGGAAGACCGUGUGAGGAUGCCCUUCACCAAUGCAGUUGUCCAUGAGAUUCAGCGUUACGAAAUUCUGGCUUUUGAGAGUAUGCCGCGUGAAAUGACUUGUCACACAGUUUUCAGAGGUUUCACCAUUCCCCAGUACACCAUGGUCAUUCCAGUGCUUUCAUCUGUUCACUUUGACCCGCUCCAAUGGGAGAAUCCAGAUGAAUUUAACCCAGAACAUUUCUUGGAUGAGAAGGGCGAGUUCAGGAAGAAUGAUGCUUUCAUGCCUUUUUCAGCAGGAAAGCGGGCAUGUCCAGGGGAAGCACUGGCUCGGAUGGAACUCUUCCUGUUCUUUAGCACUCUUCUCCAGAACUUCACCUUUCGGCUGGCUACAGAUGAUACAGAGAGGGACCUGAUGUCUUCGUUUAUGAAAUACAGAACCAAGGGUAUAUACCCGCAAAUCCAAGCCACUAAACGUUCAACAUGA
Euleptes europaea (tarantolino) is the source of this 1488-nucleotide messenger RNA. Its product is annotated as cytochrome P450 2C20-like. Gene Ontology annotation, cellular component: intracellular membrane-bounded organelle; cytoplasm. NCBI's taxonomy places the organism in Eukaryota, Metazoa, Chordata, Lepidosauria, Squamata, Sphaerodactylidae. The record is from RefSeq and is a predicted model, not a curated record. The coding region runs from base 1 to 1488 and encodes 495 amino acids. Gene Ontology annotation, biological process: xenobiotic metabolic process. Gene Ontology annotation, molecular function: oxidoreductase activity, acting on paired donors, with incorporation or reduction of molecular oxygen, reduced flavin or flavoprotein as one donor, and incorporation of one atom of oxygen; iron ion binding; heme binding. The transcript has 9 exons.